This is a messenger RNA of Malaya genurostris, 10874 nucleotides long. RefSeq lists its product as uncharacterized. Bases 989 to 3910 code for a protein of 973 amino acids. The transcript is spliced from 16 exons. Gene Ontology annotation, molecular function: microtubule binding. NCBI's taxonomy places the organism in Eukaryota, Metazoa, Arthropoda, Insecta, Diptera, Culicidae. The record is from RefSeq and is a predicted model, not a curated record. Gene Ontology annotation, biological process: negative regulation of centriole replication.
GGAAAAAGUGAGAUUUUUCCUUCAGAUUAGCCAUUUUUUCCUUCGGAAAAGCAGGCGUUUGAAGAGAAAAAGACAUCGGUUCACCGUUCAGUCUACUUUUCGUCGGUCGAACCGAUUGACUUUUUUUCCCUGAGUACUCGGCAGAGUGGUGAGGAACUUGGUCAGUUGGAGUGAGACAGCUAAUCUGUGAGGAGAGUAGCUCUACACGGAAGCAGCAAGAAAAGAAAAAGAAAAUAAAGUGGUUCAGUAAAGCGUUGGAGCAAAUUUUAUCGAUUGAAUAUUUCUGUCUGCUACGGAAAACCAGCCUGCUGUGUGUUCGGCAGGAGAAAGAUAACGUGGAACGGCUCGUGGUCAAAUAAAAUUAGAAAUGUGGUGAACAGAGAGGGGUUUUGAGGGGGUUCCGAUACCGAUAUCGAGAGUGUUCUUGAAGAAAAGUUCUUUUUGUCUCAAUCCGAACAUUGUUCCUGCGUUUCCAUCGAAUAGAGUGCUGAAUUGGAAAACUUGUAAGCGAUUAUUCGACGAAAAAGCCAUAAAUCGUGUUGAAAGAGUGUGGAAAAUGAUCUCAUUUAGCGCUUCGCUGAACGCCUGCUGUGGUGUCUGAUCGAGGGACGGCGCGGGAGAAAAUCGAUAAGCUCGGAUUAUAUCGACUUGGUGUCAAGCCAGACAGGAAGGGUCGACAUUCUAAAAAAGAAAAAAAAAAUUAAAAAAUACCUCACGUAAUACCUACAAAGCAAAAGCAAAUAGCAAAGACGGAUUGCGUCCACUAAUCCACAUUGAAGUACAACCAGUCUCCUCCUUUCGCGAACGCAACGAACCGAGGAGCCGAACCGGCCGACGAAAAGUUUUUUUUCCUAUUGUUUGACGUCUCACUCUACGACAUCAUCUGUCAUCGCUCGCACACUUUCACUCUCUCUAACUCUGAGGUGUGCAGUGCAGUUUCAAUUUCUUCUUCGGUGUGUGACCUGUUUGUUCAAGAAAACUAGCCUUCAUGAUCGGAUCAUUUUGGAAUCUGUGUAGAGCGUGCCCAUCAAUGCCUGUAGAUAAGCUCCACUCGGAAUACAGAAGCACCUAUCGAUGGCACGAGUACACCGGAGGUCCCGAGGUCGUCCGCAAGCCACCUGUGCCAAAUCAGUUCGCCAGCUCGAAGGUGGAUCAUUUUUUCUCCAAAUCAACGGAGGAUGAUAAGUUUAUCGAAGCUUCGAUCAACGAACCGCCUCUGCCGAGAAGGAAAAAAUGCCCGGAGCUGGCCUACCGGUCACAUGAGUUCAUGUCGAACCGGGGCAACGAGGCCCCGCUGUCGGCCCAGCAAGGAGGCCACGAUAGGCCCGAUGCCGCUACGACUCACUCACGUGCUAGGUCUGAAGAGCGUGGAACCCCUUCCCGUCGCAGUAAAUCGGAAGGACCGCCAGGUGUCGCUAACGGACGGCUUCCGACCGGAACCGGAAUCGCUAACGGAACGCACGAGCCGGUCUCGGUCGAGAGCAAGGCGCAGGAACAGGCGGGUGAGUCUAGUGGCCUAUUCAGAAAAACUAUUAGCAAAUUGAGCACAGAGUAUCGACUGCAGUUCGUGUGGCCCCACGUGCGCAGAGCGCUCAAGGUGGUCCCGGAUGGUGUGGAUUCGGUAAUCGAGCCACCGCGAAAGUCCCUCUCGAUGGGUGCAAUCAAGGCGGCCCAGGCGGCCGCCACCGCCGCCAACCAGACAGUGCCCACCGUGCAUAAAAAACGAACCACGAACGAGCGAGAAGCCAACGCUCACGAACUGGAACCGCUGGUGAACGACGUCGAGGCCGAUAAGCCGCAGCACGAAAAACGCGACAUGGCCACCGUCGUGGAGCAUAAGUUGAAAGCUUACAAGACGGAAAAGGAACGGUACGGUUUCGAACCGGAACUGGACGGUGGCAUCGGUGUACGGGGCGAUGCGGCACAGGACAGCGCCUGGUACAAGGAAGUGCUGGAGCUGAGAAAAAAAGCAGGAGAGUACAGGAACCGUGGAUGGGGCGUGGAAAUGAACCCGGAGUUGUUUACCAAGCAGCAGGAGCUGUGGGACCAGGUGUCCAGAAGAAGCUCCCUGAGUGCCCUUUCGCUUGCCUCCAGCGUGAGACCAAUCACCAAGGAGGAAAAGGAGAAGGAAAACAACAAGAAAAGUUCUCCAACGAAACCGCAUGCCCGUGGCCGAAUUCCCGGCAGUGCCCGUCCGGUCGAAAUCAACCGAACCCUGCCGGAUGGAUUGGCGUUCGCCCGUAGCCGUAAGGACAACAUCCGGCACCAUUUGGAGCGUACCACGGGACCGGAUAUGGAAGAAGGUGCCCUGUUACCGUCGCCCACUCGGGAGAAACUAAUGCCAGCCAUGCCACGAUCGAAGGGAGAUAGCCCUCAGCGGGGAAGUCCACAGAAAACGGCACUGUCGCGGCAUGGCAGUCCGCAGAAGGGAAGUCCGCAGAAAAGCAGUCCCAAGAAGAUGUCCAGCAAAGAUCUUUCCGUUUUAGGACGGUCCCAGUCGGUAGGACCCACCGUUGCAACUGACCAGAGCGUCGGCAGUGUCGGAGGAGGUUCCCCGAAGAGACAAAUUCGUUCCGGUAGCACUGCCACUGCCUCUACAGCUGCUUCGGCUGCCAAAGCGCACAGUAAGAAGACGCCUACCACUGCUACGACACCGUCUCAACCAGAACGCAGACCAAGACCAACAACCCUAUCCACCACCAUCAAUCAUUCCCGUUCCAAAUGUAGUACCGUGCCUCACGUUGCCUCCACGAGAGUGCAUUCCGCCCCUCCCAGUAGAUCCCUGCAGACCACCAACAAUAAUAACAACAACUAUAACAACAACACCACCACCACCACCAAUAAUAUCAACAACAGCAACAACAACAACAAUACCAACAACAAUCACCUUUCCGAUCAAACCCACCCACCGACAUCGGUUCCCACCAAGCCCGACCUGAGCAACAACAAUUCCAUUCCCAACAACCAAACCAUCGCAUCUUCCAUCAUGACAGCCUCCUCGCAUCCUUCACGCGCUAAGCUCACACUCGGUCCUAAGAUUGGCUCGCAGAAUCGGCCCAGAACGGCUAGUAAUGGCAAGACGGCGGCGGCCGUCGAUUCGUUGAAAAAAGAUCCGACGCGCAAAUUCGCAAACAACGCAAAAUCCGAAUUGGGAACCAAAGCUGCCGGAAAUGAGGAGGAUGCUGACAAGGACGGCGGAGUAUCGGCUGCUGGAGCCAGUCCAUUGCAGGCACCGGAAAUCACCGAGCAGAUCAUAAAGUCUCCCCCGGAGCCGACGCGGGUAAAAUCGCCGGAGCAGAUCAUUAUGCGCUCGCCGGAUCCGGUCAACUGGACCGUUCCGCUGGACACUGGGAAAACAUUCACCGUCACCCAGAAUGUGAGAGAAGGUGAGUCCGUGACAGCGCUCAACCUUUUGUGUCCAGGUGAUCCUAUGAUUCGACCACAUAGUGAAAUCAAAGCUUCUACCCCAGUGGAUCAUCAUCCACCACCAGCACCACAAUCAGCACCGCCAGAGCUUGCAGAACAAUCCAAAAUGCCUAAUAGUAAACUAGAUCCCAACUCUAUCAAGGAAUCCGAAGAUGAGGACGACGAUCAGUUGAAGUCCAAAUCGUCUGUCACAUCGUCGGUAAAUCCUGUAUCGGUAGCCCAACCGGUAGAUCCAAAGCCAACGGUUCAAAUCGGACCGGUAGAACCAGUGCCGGCACCAGUAGCACAAAAUGUUUCAGAACCACGGUUCGAUAAACCGGUUCCCGGUUCGACCCUUCGGUGUCUGGAUGAUCCAACGUUCGAGUCUGACAUCAACUCACCAGUCGGAAACCGAAAUGUGUCCUCCGAUGUGCUGGAUAAGGCACGGGACCGGUUCGAUCGUUUCUGGGGCAAUCCGGAGGGUGACAAAACCGACGAGUCCUAAGGCGGUAGAUACUAUAAGAGCUUCUUUUAACUGAUUAGGGUAUUUUUUCUGUACCUUUUGGCAUUAUAUGAUAGCCAAGAGAAAACCAGACAUCUAUGGUAAUGUUUCUGACGGUUUUCGGAUUUGCUUGCACGGGUUUCAUGCAGGAAAUCCGAACUAGUGGUUAUUUUCAGUGAUUGCUUUCAUGAUUUUAUAUCUAAUCUAUAUGAAAAAAAAAACAAACAAGCGACAGAACUAUUAACAAAUCACAGGCACUGUUUAUCACAUCGUCGUGACAGGGUAGACUUAGGAUGUUAAAUUAUACUAAAUAAACCAAUUCAUUGCAUAGUUUUUCGCCAACUGAGCGUGGUUCCGAGCACCGACGAGGGAACCGGGCAAUUUCAUAUAUAGCAGGAUUUCAUCUUUCAGUCUUGUUAUCUAAUAUUUAGAACAGAAUGGAACAAGGAUACGGCGUUGAGCUGUGUGAGGCAGGACAGCACGUGAAGGAGUAAGCUAAACAGUAGAAGGAAAAAAAUACACAACAGUUUCAACUAGGCCUCAUAAAAUCGCUAGUAAUUUUUGGCUUCUCGGGUUGACCCUAACUUGGUACAUUCAGGAGUGAAGGAAUUAUUGUUUUUUUUUUGUAAAACACUACAAAUCUAAUCUGAUAGUGCGCUCUCAGGGAAACAAUUGUUCUCGGUCGUGACGUUGACACCGGUUUGGUUAGUGCAGAGCAGAAUGAUUGUUGGAAGCACCGUUUGGUUUGACACGUUGUUGGAGACCCAACUGUAAUAGAGCUGAUUGUAACGUCAGAAUCGUCGACUUGGGAGAAAUGAACGUGGAAAUGGUUCCAAAAUGUGUACAGAAAUUAUACUGCACAUUUCACCCAACUACGCUACUGUUAUCUAUGCAUAAUUGUCCCAUAAUUGUUUCAAUUAUGCUAAGUGAGAAGUACAACAUAAGGAUAUCAACAUAUAAACAUUUACGAAUAAGAAUGUGUUUAUUUUGAGUGCAAGGAACUCAAGUUUUGAGUUAAACUCACUCAAAUUUUGAUAAAAAUAUUCUUUCCAUAUUUUGAGUAAAACAUACUUGAACUUUGAAAGUUUCGUCUCUUAACUCAAAAAUGAGUACAUAGGUAGUUUAGAGUACGUGCACUUUUUAUGAAUUCGAGUGUUGUGUCACUCAAUUUUGAGUUAGGUUGAAUGAGGCUGUUCGUAAAAACUUUUGCAGUAGUUGGCUUUGUUUGUUUGCGAGUAUCGUCAUCUCCAUUGUACACAUACAAAGGAAAAUACGAUACGUUUCUAUUCCGUACCGCUGACCUUUCGCCGAACGAAUCGUGUGAAGCGCGUUUAACUCACCGGCCAUAGAUUAUAGACAAUUUUUGAAGUUUUCAAAACAUCGUUGAAUGCAACGUUUUUAAAUAGUUUUACCGUAAUUUACUUGAACUGUUUUCCAAAUAAUGAUAUCUCUAAAUGUGGAAUUUAAAGCCUGUUGUCACAUGUUCGUGCCCCGGCCGGAGUGGGUUCUUAAGGCUAACAGGUUGGUAACACUAGCCUGACAAUAAAUCGGUUGUGAGGUUUGGCGAAACAGAAAUUGAUCAUUUUAUGCCAAGUGGAUGGUGACUUUCAUAUAAUCAGAUAUAGGACAUCACUUUUAAAGAAAAUAUAUUCCAUUUAAUCCCACUAUGGCACUAAUUGAAUUCCACUAAUUAUAUGCAAACACGGUUCUGCUAGUAUUUUAUGGAAAGCUGUUAAUCUACAAUCCGGGGGAAACAGGGUGCUCAUUUAAACUGUGACCUACAAUCUUAGAAAAAAUGAAAUUUACAUUUGACGUAAAUUCGAACAUGCCGUAACUACUACGGUGAUGGCACAUUAUUACAUCUAUUAACAUGUAAAAAUUAAUUUUGUGUCUGUAUCGAUGUAAGCUUCAGCUAAAUUAACUGUGAAGUUAAUGAUAUGACUUAUUUUCACAUGCUUUGAAUUGGGAAUGUAAGUGAACCGCGACGCUCCUUUUAUGUGCAUCUAUUAGGAUGUAAACUUUUCUAAGUUUGUAACUCAGACAAAUAAACACUCAAAUAAUUCGAAAUUUUCUCAUCUAAUCUCGUACAGUCCUCCUUAACUUUUUUGAUUGAGUUUUCUAUACUCAAUCAUCACGCAUAAUCCAUCCUAAACUGUUUUAAUCCCACACAAUCUCUUAUAAUCUUCUCUGAACCCAGCAAAUCUUGUUUGAGUUCAGAGUAAGUUGGGAGUUAUUUGACCCUUAUGAGUAUAUGUAUGAAUGAUUCUAUCCAAGAUCGAAUAAUAUAAAAAAAACGUAGCAAUUUUUUCAAGCCCACAAGCUUACAACCAGAGAUGUCGGGUAAAAACUUUCAAAUGCCUUCCAUCAGGGUAUAACCAAAGACAUCAUAUUAACAAGAUAUCCAGCUCUCACAUUUCCCGAACAAAUCAUUGGCAACAUCCUUUUUUGCGAGCAUGUCGCCCUCAGGUGAGUCCGCAUCGAAUCUCAUACUUAGAAGUAGGGGAGAGAAAUGUCAAAUUCGUGCGCGCCAAAAUAGCAGGGCUGCGCACCCAUACAACUGACAUGAUAUGUUGAAUGUGAUGCCGUGCGAUGGCGUUGUUGAACUGAAGAUUGAUUUCGGUCCAAGCUGACAGGGUCUGGUAUAACUCAAAAUAAUGUUAGCGGACCCAAGUUCUCUAUAAGGAAUGGAGCACAAAAUUGGUUUAGUGAGCAAAACAAAAAACAAAAAGGCCUCGACAAUUUUAACAACAUGCCAGCGGCUCAUUUUAGAAAUCUGUUGGUAAACCUGGCUUCUCUGUAGUGUUAACCAAGUAUCAUCAUUGCUUAGUUCUGUGCUUGCCAGCGCAGCAAUCGCAGAAAAUUUGAUUUUGUCGCAGUGCCCGCAUAAACUUGGCUGCAGACCGCUGCCUAACGGCUGCUAGCGGGCAGCCUUUAUGGUGUCCGGCUGCCGGAAGUACACCUCAAAUGGGACAACUGCAUCCACCAGGAUUUCGUCUCAUCGGUUCUGAAGGAGACAUGGCCACCAUCAGUUACUAGAACCGCAUGUAAAAAUGUGUGUUUUUCAACUUGUGUUUUCACUGAUGUUUUUGUUUAUGGUCGGGAAAAUGAUUUCGAAUCUAAAGAAAUGAUUCAUUUAUAGUCUAAUGUUUAAUUUAUUUGCUUAUUGAAUGAAUGUUACAUGGUAGAGAAACUUUGUAUAGUUUUGAGUGAUUAACAUAUCUCAUAAAAGUCUACAAAACUUUGGUACACUGAGAACUUCGCUGUAGGAGCAGAACCGGGCGAGAAAGUCGUCGCUUCAGUUUUUUCUUCAACAUUUUUCAUUGGACUUAUUCAAGUGUAGGUGUGUUGGAGUGGCUGCUGGGCAUUAUAGAAUGUAGGGAAUUUCAGCGGUAAAAUAUUGACAAUAAUACAUCCAAUUAACUAUGAAAUAUCAAAUCGCGAAACCGUUGUGCUGUUUGUUUCGCAGCUUUCUUCGGAUAUUCCGCGAUUCGCCGUAAGCUGUCAUGUAUACGAAAUGAGGUUAAGAUUGGAUCCUCAACAGUUUCAUAUUCAAUGUCACACAAAAUUCAUCGAUUGGAUGAGCAUUCUUAUUCAAUUUCUAGUUCACCAUUGAACAGUUUGAGUCGGUUAUGAAGUAGUAAGUAAGCAAACUGUUUAAUUUGUCUAAUCCGUAAUUUACAUGAAAAUAAGUGAAGUUUUCUAAAAUAAUCAUUCUGCCUGUCAGCUAUUCAUGGUUGUCACUUGUCAUCGAUGCAUUGAGAAACGUAGUUUUGGUAUUGAGCAGUUUUGUUUUGAACAAAACGAACUAAAUAUUACACGCGGAUGCAUCACAGAACGACCUUCAACGGAAAGUAACCAAGUCAUAAAAUGCACUCAUAGUUAGUGUGUUAAAAAUAUCAUUUAUCGCACUCACUGGUAAUUAGUGGUGACGUUACAAGUACCAACCGUCAACACCGGGACAAAACAAACACAAUGCACCCUGUUUGAGUACCCUCGUUCCGGACAAGUACACCAGGCAAUAACAGCUAAAGAAUUUGCUAUAAGCAAACGAUAACCCCCGAAGGAUAAAACGGUACAUGAGCCACACCCCGAGAAAUCCAUAAAAUAGCAAACAUUAUAACUGACACGCUCGGCUCUUUUAAUAACCACCAUGCGUUUCCAGUUAAAAGUGAAUUUUUAUGGAGGCACGUCAAACUCGAUUACAUACAUUGAAACCGGUCAUUAAAUCAACACGGACUUCUGUGAAUGAUAAUAUGCAUAGACGUAGAAAUAGCAGUCAUUUGAUUAUUAUUUCAAACCAGCCACCAAACGAGGCGUGGCGUUUGUAGGAAAGCUUAACUACUCACGUGUUUAGUAACAUUUACAGAGCAGCAAACUUCACCUAAAUUUACAUUUGAAGAAUCAGAAUGCAGCAGAAAACAGCUCAUAUACAAAAAUACCAAUAAAUAAACAAACAAAAUAAAAAAAAACAAACACAUCAUCCGUCUACAUUUUUAUCGUCGUCACCGUCGUCGCAGCAACCCGCGCUUUUUGCAAAUAAAGUUUAAUUCGAUAGACCACUUGGCAGAGUGACAAACAAAACAAAAUAGCAUUUCAGCGGUUCCAGUUAUCAGCGAUAUUAGUUUUAUACACCCCUCUCAUACCGAGAACAGCUUUUGGGAUCAAAACGCUCGCCAUACUUACACAUACAAACUGGUCACGGUGUUACGGCUUAGGUCUAAAAACAAAAUGGCCCGUCCAUUUUCGCAUAGAUCAUUCGUUCGCUUUACAGCCAGUUGUCAGACGGUAGAUUUUUUACGUUACGCCGAACGGCAAACAAAAAAUAAACAAAAGACCGGAAAAUCGCCCGGAAACUUUCGCACACCUGGAGCAGGAUGCUUGGAGUCCUUUAUUUGUGCUUGUCGCUUUUUAGACGAACAUUUUUCCAUCAAAACUAGAUAGACGCGUACCCCAGGUUCAAACGUAGAGGAAGAAUAUCUUCGGCCCGCCAUUUUGUGCAGUAUUUAGAAGCAGACGAUAGCGUGAUAGACAGGUAAACUCAAUGCAGCAAACAUAAACCGCGCCAGUUUAGAUUUUUGUAUACGAGAUCAUGCGAAACACACUGCAGGUUACAGCCAAUUCAUGUCAAUAUAGCAAACGAAAUGUGUUAACUGAAAACCUAAAGAAAGACAAAUUUCACUGGAACAACAAUAGCUAUCAUGAAUAAUUAAAAACAAAUUGUUUUAGUUUAGUUUUUUUUGAAAGGCCGAAUUCGUACGAAUAUUGAAAGUUGUGUGAAAUCUACAAGAGGCAGAAGAAAAUAUAACCAACGUCUCACUAGUUCAAUAAACUGAUUUCAGAUGACGCGGCAGAUGAAAAGAGUUUUGCGUCAGAUUGACAAUUGAUAGGCUACUAUCCGUCUAGCAAAAUUUCCCAAUUACGAGUGAUGGUUUUUCGCAAUUAUUUUUCUUUUUAAUUAAUCCCAGAACGAAAUCCAUUUUUAAUGCCACUGCAAACAUAGUCCAAACGUAAUAGCAGUGGUACCAGUCGUCUGAUGUUUGAAAAAUUCAUUGAUUUUUCACUUCUUUGCUCUGUUAAUUCAAAGAAUUGAGCUCAAGCUUGUUUGUUCCCUGUGCGGAAAAAGAAAUCAGUAAGUUGAACUCGGCCUUUCAAACUUUUCUCAUUAGAAUUUCAUUCAGACGAACAAUCAGAAAAUUUGAUAGUCCAAUGACAAAAGGGUCUAACUGCAAAUGACAGUUUCUCUUUGUUUACUUUUUUGUUUAUAUUUGAUACCUUACUCUUCGUAAGACUUUCAAAUUAAAAUCACAAGCUUUCGAUUUAUGUUGGAAACUUCCGAGAAAUUGCAGUAAUGGCUACGCAAUAAUCAAAAGAGAAAGUAAACAACGAGAGACUCUCAUUUGCAGUUAUGUCCUUCUGUCGUGGGACUAUCGCAUUGUUUUCAACAUUCGAUUCUAAUUUGGCGAAAUCAUUACAAUUCCAUCAACAACACAUUCAUUACAUCCCACUCAUUCGCGACAGCUCUGUACAUUCGCUGUCCGACACAUCAAGACACUGUCCGAUAGGCAUCCGUUAGAUAGGAAUUCCGAAUCACUUGACACUAACGUAAAUGAUAAGAGCAAACUCAUCAACCGUCAACCGCAGAGCAAUAGAAAUCAAUUGAAACUCAUAGACAAGCAUACAAAACACAUCCCGGAACCGAUCCAUUCGAUAAGGAAAGCUACAAUUUCACCGGCUCGGUCGGCAUUACUACGACGAAACGGAAUUGUUUGUUUUCAGAUUUCGAUUUGAUUUUUUCCCUAAUGUAAGCUGAAUCGAGCGGUAACACAGGACUAGAGACAAAGAAACACUCACACAGGAAUGUGGUGUGAAAAAAUAAAAAAAAAAAACAAAAAAAAACAAACAAACGAACAAUAUUUUAAACAAUUACUAAUGUAAUAAUGUAAUAAUUCACUAGAACUCAACACUUAACUUAAACGAAGAAGGAUCCCCACUGGAUGGAAGAGGCGGGGAUCGAAAAACAAAACUAUUUAAAGGCAAAAAAGUCGCAUUUACGUGUUACUUAAAACGAAGAUUAAAGCAAAACACACAAAAUUUAACCUGUUGUUCGUCACUAGUAUUAAUAUUGUAUUGCAAAACGAAACAAGUGAGUACAGGAAUAGGAUUGAAGUACUACAAUGGAAGGAUGGAAGGAUUAUUUCUCGCUUUGUGAUAUAUAAAGUAAAACGAUUGUUUUGUUAGGCUUAGCAAGUGAGCAAAUGAAAAGGGCAAGGACAUAAUUAGUUUACUCGAUACUGGAAGCGAUAGUUGGUUAACAAUUCGCUAUUGGGUUAGUUGAUAUUACAAGUGAAAAUGCAGAAUUGGGUGAAGUGCUAAAUUCGAUCAGUUGAAGCUCAGUACGGUUGGUUUUCGAAUAAUAUAAGAAAAUGCUUACAGGAUCCAUUUUGUCUAACUAAUAAGAUCUCAUAAG